Molecule: messenger RNA, 4944 nt
Organism: Mauremys mutica (yellowpond turtle)
Lineage: Eukaryota; Metazoa; Chordata; Testudines; Geoemydidae
Gene: DCTN1
Product: dynactin subunit 1
Exons: 32
Coding region: 151-3942 (1263 amino acids)
Biological process (GO): establishment of mitotic spindle orientation; nuclear migration
Cellular component (GO): microtubule associated complex; spindle pole; axon
Source: RefSeq, a predicted model, not a curated record
UCACGCCCCGCUUCUUCUUGGCCUCCGCGCCUCACCGCGCCUGCGCGACCUUUUCCGUAGGACCCCCUGCGGGCUGCCCGUGGCGAUGCCUGACCGGAAAGUUCCGCACUGAAGAACCGGCGAGUGUGGGUGCCAAGUACCGGAACCAGGAUGAGUGUGGAAGCUAGUGGCAAGCCCUUGAAAGUGGGCUCCAGAGUGGAAGUCAUCGGAAAGGGAUACCGUGGUACAGUGGCAUAUGUUGGAGCCACGUUGUUCGCCACGGGAAAGUGGGUGGGAGUCAUCUUGGAUGAAGCGAAGGGCAAGAACGAUGGAACUGUGCAGGGCAGGAAGUAUUUCACCUGUGAAGAGAACCAUGGCAUCUUUGUGCGACAGUCACAGAUCCAGAUUUUUGAAGAUGGAGCAGAUACAACAUCUCCAGAAACCCCCGACUCCUCUGCCUCAAAGGUCCCCAAAAGAGAAUCUUCGGAAGCUGCCAAAGCCAGCAAAUUGCGCGGAGUGAAACCUAAAAAGGUGGCCCCAACAACACGGAAGACCACCACCAGGCGGCCCAAGCCUACCCGGACUCCCAACUCUGCAGCAUCCAGCGGUACAGCUGGGCCCUCCGGCUCAGCUUCUGCCUCAGCGGGUGAGAUGAGUAGCAGUGAGCCCAGCACACCUGCCCAGACGCCUCUGGCUGCGCCCAUCAUUCCAACUCCUUCCCUGACCUCUCCAGUGGCACCUCCUUCAGCUCCUUCCCCCACCAAGGAGGAGGAGAACCUGCGUUCUCAAGUCAGAGACCUGGAGGAGAAGCUGGAGACUCUGAAGAUGAAGCGAAAUGAAGACAAAGCAAAGCUGAAAGAGCUGGAGAAAUACAAGAUCCAGUUGGAGCAGGUGCAGGAGUGGAAGAGCAAAAUGCAGGAACAACAGGGUGACCUCCAGAAACGUCUAAAGGAGGCCAAAAAGGAAGCCAAAGAUGCAUUAGAAGCCAAGGAGCAUUACAUGGAGGAAAUGGCUGAUACGGCUGAUGCUAUUGAGAUGGCAACUCUGGACAAGGAGAUGGCAGAAGAGCGGGCCGAAUCCCUGCAGCAGGAGGUGGAUUCCCUGAAAGAGAAGGUGGAAUAUCUCACGAUGGACCUGGAGAUCCUGAAACACGAGAUAGAAGAGAAAGGCUCGGAUGGGGCUGCAUCCAGCUACCAGGUCAAACAGCUAGAAGAGCAAAACGCAAGGCUUAAGGAAGCUCUUGUCAGGAUGCGGGAUCUGUCUGCAUCAGAGAAGCAGGAGCACGUGAAGCUUCAGAAGCACAUGGAGAAGAAGAAUUCAGAGCUGGAGAGCCUGCGUCAGCAGAAGGAGAAGCUGCAGGAGGAGGUGAAGCAGGCAGAGAGAACCAUUGAUGAGUUGAAAGAGCAGGUGGAUGCUGCGCUGGGUGCUGAAGAGAUGGUGGAGACUCUGACAGAGAGAAACCUGGACUUGGAGGAGAAGGUCCGGGAGCUGCGCGAGACCGUCGGCGACCUGGAAGCCAUGAACGAGAUGAACGACGAGCUGCAGGAGAAUGCCAGGGAGACUGAGCUGGAGCUGCGUGAGCAGCUGGACAUGGCAACGGCGCGGGUCCGCGAGGCGGAGAAGCGUGUGGAGGCUGCACAGGAGACGGUGGCAGAUUACCAGCAGACCAUCAAGAAAUACAGGGAGCUGACUGCACACCUGCAGGACGUGAACCGAGAGCUCACGAACCAGCAAGAAGCUUCUGUUGAGAGACAACAGCAGCCUCCACCAGAGAUGUUCGACUUCAAGAUUAAAUUUGCAGAGACUAAGGCCCAUGCGAAGGCCAUAGAGAUGGAGCUGCGGCAGAUGGAGGUGCAGCAGGCCAACCAGCACGUCUCCCUCCUCACCUCCUUCAUGCCUGACAGCUUCCUGCGCCACGGCGGGGACCACGACUGCAUCCUGGUGCUGCUGCUCAUCCCCCGGCUCAUCUGCAAGGCCGAGCUGAUCAGCAAACAGGCCCAGGAGAAGUUCGAGCUGAAUGAGAACUGUGCCGAGCGCACGGGCCUCCGGGGUGCCCCAGGGGAGCAGCUGAGCUUUGCUGCAGGGCUGGUGUAUUCGCUCAGCCUCCUGCAAGCGACGCUGCACAAAUACGAACAGGCCCUGAGCAAGUGCAGCGUUGAGGUCUAUAAGAAGGUGGGGAUGCUCUACCCGGAGAUGAGUGUCCAUGAGCGCUCGCUGGACUUCCUGAUUCAGCUGCUGCACAAGGACCAGCUGGAUGAGACGGUCAACGUGGAGCCACUCACCAAAGCUAUCAAAUACUACCAGCACCUGUACAGCAUCCACCUGGUGGAGCAAGCCGAAGACUGCACCAUGCAGCUGGCGGACCACAUUAAGUUCACCCAGAGUGCCUUGGACUGCAUGGGCGUGGAGGUGGGUCGAUUGCGGUCCUUCCUGCAGACGGGGCAGGAGGCGUCCGACCUCGCCAUCCUCCUCAAGGACCUGGAGACCUCCUGCAGCGACAUCCGCCAGUUCUGCAAGAAGAUCAGACGCCGCAUGCCGGGAACAGACGCACCUGGGAUACCCGCAGCACUCGGCUUUGGACAGCAGGUGUCGGACACGCUGCUGGACUGCCGCAAGCACCUGACCUGGGUGGUGGCGGUGCUGCAGGAAGUGGCUGCCGCGGGGGCCCAGAUGAUCGCCCCGCUGACGGAGAAUGAAGGGCUCCUGGCCGGGAAGCUGGAAGAUCUGGCCUUCAAAGCAAGCGAGCAGAUCUACGGCAGCCAGGGCGUCAACCCGUACGAGUGCCUGCGCCAGUCCUGCAACAUCCUCAUUGCCACCAUGAACAAGAUGGCCACUGCAAUGCAGGAGGGAGAGUACGACGCCGACCGGCCGCAGACCAAGCCCCCUCCUCCUGUCAAUCUGAGGGCAGCCGCACUCCGGGCCGAGAUCACGGAUGCCGAGGGCCUGGGACUGAAGCUGGAAGACAGAGAGACCGUCAUCAAAGAGCUGAAGAAAUCGCUCAAAAUCAAGGGCGAGGAGCUCAGUGAAGCAAACGUGCGCCUCAGUCUCCUGGAGAAGAAGCUUGACAGCGCGUCCAAGGACGCGGAUGACCGGGUGGAGAAGAUCCAGACCAAGCUGGACGAGACCCAGGCUCUGCUCAAAAAGAAGGAGAAGGAGUUUGAGGAGACCAUGGAUGCUCUUCAGGCUGAUAUUGACCAGCUGGAGUCGGAAAAGAUGGAGCUAAAGCAGCGCUUGAACAACCAGUCCAAGCGCACCAUCGAGGGGCUGCGUGGAUCCCCUGCCUCCGGAAUCGCGUCCAUCGUCUCGGGCAUUGCGGGAGAGGAGCAGCAGAGAGGUGUCAGCGCUGGCCAGGUGAUGGGAGGUGGCUCAGGACCUGUCCAGGUGAAGGAUUCGCCUCUUCUCCUCCAGCAGAUCGACGCCAUGCGGCUGUCCAUUGAGCACCUCAAAACUGAGAACAACCGGCUGAAGGGAGCCCAGAUGAAGGCGGAGCUGGCAGCGCUGCCCCCUCUGCACGUCCCGAAGCUCUCGCUUCCCAAAGAGCGGCAGGGGGAGGAGGUGGCCUCCGGCUCCCUGUACAGGAAGACGAGCCAGCUGCUGCAGAGCCUCUACCAGAUGAGCGCCAACGCCAAGGUGGUGGACGUCACGCGCAGGAGCUCAGCAGGGAGCCCGGCCGCCCAGCUGCUGGAGCAGACAGCCCGCCUGAAAUCCCUGAGCAGCACCAUCGACAAGCUGAAGGAUGAAGUGAUGAAGGAGACGGUCCUGCAGCACCCCGGGGCCAAUGUCGUCACCGACUUCGCCACCUUCCCAUCCUCUGCCUUCCUCAAGGCCAGAGAGGAGAAGAAGGACGACACCGUGUACGUCGGCAAAGUGACCUUCCCCUGCCAGCCUGGGCAUGGCCAAGUGCACAAGCUCGUCCUGACGCCGGAGCAGCUGUGUGAGCUGCACGGCCGCCUCAUCUCCUAAGGGCCCCCCCUGCCCCCCCCCCAGAGACGGAUGUUCCUUGCACAGCCCCUCUCCCCAGCCCGUUGCUGAGUCUCUUCUCCCAGGCCCUUCUUGGCAGGGACUUGCUAGCCUGUGUGUGCAGCAGACCCCAGCAGAGCGCCCCCGGCUGGAGCACCGGGUUCCAGCUAAUGAAACCACUCGCCCUGCUGCCCCGCCGAGGGGGGCCUUGGCAUAGCUGUGUGUGCGGAUGAGUUCGCUCCUGCCUGGAUCUUCAGCUGCCUUUCCUCCUCCCUGCCCUCCUGGUGCAUCUGAGAGCUGCCUUUCUCCGGGGGGCGGCCUGAGGUGUCAGGGGCUGGGCCUGAUUGUGUACAUUACACUCACCAGUGAAAACACUUCCAACACCCCCCCCAGCAGCUCCUUGUCCGAACAGCACCGACCUGGCCAGGGAGCUCACGGCUCCUGAUCCGCUCGGCCCCUGGUAGCCCCGGGGCAGGCUGUGUAGGGAGCACCACCUUUCUCCAGGUGGGAUCUGAGUGGCCAGGAGACAGGGGCUGGCCCUGCACUGAGGUUGGGAGCGGCAUUGUAACCCUGCCCAGCUCAGCUCAGACUAACUGACCAGCCAGACAUGCCCCCGUUCUGCCCUGCUCGGUGCUGAGGGGUUUGGGCUCCUGGCCAGGCGGUCGGGCUGUGCCUCUAGCUCCUGUCACGGGAUGAAGGGUUCAUGCCAGAAGGGAAAGGGAGCCCCUGGGGCUCCCGCUCUGAACACUACAGAUACCCGCAGUGGGGUGAGUUCAAAGCUCGUCCCACCAGCUGCUGGUGUCAAACCUCUCUCCCCCCAGUGCUGUGGUUGUCACAUCAGUGUAGGGGGCUGGGAGCUGAGUUCCCCCAUGGCUAGUGGGUGAGUGCGCGGAGGAGCUUUGGGUCUGCUGGUACAUGCGCACGCUGCUGCACCAUCCCCUGCUGUAACCAGUUCUUAGCACUCCAGGGCUCUGGAAAUGAAUAAAGCUACAACUGUUAAACCCA